Molecule: messenger RNA, 2017 nt
Organism: Cladophialophora immunda
Lineage: Eukaryota; Fungi; Ascomycota; Eurotiomycetes; Chaetothyriales; Herpotrichiellaceae
Exons: 3
Coding region: 389-1552 (387 amino acids)
Biological process (GO): intracellular protein localization
Cellular component (GO): plasma membrane
Source: RefSeq, a predicted model, not a curated record
GGAUACACCACCACUUCACCCUCAUCCUCGACAAGACAGGACAGAGACAAGACAGCCCAGCUCUUUGCUGCACCUGUCCACGCCUUCUCCGCUCGCUGAAUUCUCUUCGACACGCUCGCUAUCGCCUCUUCGCCCGCCAUGUCCACCAUGUAAUCCAAGAUCCACCCGCCUCCCACUCGCGACCCCCGUAACUUAGUCCUCACGUCACUUCGACUUCACCUCGACAUCACACGGUCUCCCGCCGAGACGAGGUUCAUUCGCUGCAACCGGAGUGCGGCGACUGUAACAGACCGAUCCGAUCUCAAAGACAUCGCAACUGCUCGCCUGUCGAUAUCGUUGAGCGACGUCCCGAUUGGAGCAAUUUGCUACCGCAAGAUCAACAAAUACAAUGGCAAAACCAGGGAGCCGGGGCGAGGAUGUUGAGGUUCGCAACCGACUGCCCACUUUGAUGGAGGUCUUGGGGAGAAGGACUCUAGCUCCGGUUGAUCUGUUCUCGUUCUACAUAUACAUGCGCGACCAGCAACGCUCAGUGGACUACCUGGACUUCUGGCUCGAUGUAUCUCAACACAUGUCCCUGUGCCGCCACUAUGUCCGAGAAUUGCGCCGCUCGAUGCUCGUUGACACGCCCGAAAUGGAAAAAACUACUAGCAAAAGGUCUUCGGCUUUACUCGAACAGUUUGAAUUAGGAGAGGGAGUGGACUCGAGGAAGAGUGGUCAAGAAUCGAGAGUGUCUGCCAUCUUGAGAUCAGACAACGGAGGCGCCGGCGCCGCAGGUCCCAAGCCGCCCCGAAGCAGGGGAGAGGGAGGUGGUGCUACCGAUCACUCACCUUCACACAGCUUGGGAUCAGCCAAUUCAAGAAACCUCAGUCGUCCCUCCGGCGACCGACCUUCACCUUCAGAACUGCCACAACCGACCUACUCUACCCCUGAAGUGCGCACGGAUUCGAACUCUCCCGGGCAUAGUGUCGCUAGGGCCGACAUUAAAGCCAGUGCAGAGAAGAUCCUCUACACUUUUGUCCUGCCGGGGUCGGAGCGAGAAAUCGUUCUGCCAGACACAAUGCUGAACAGAAUUAUUCGCGCAAUUGAGGAGGAAGGACGAGACGAUCCAGAGGUGUUUGACGAUGCCAAGGACUACGUCUUCCAGGCGAUGGAAAGGGAUGCAUUUCCAGGGUUUUUGCAGGCCAAAGCCCUAGGAAAUCUAGUCCCGUUGAGCGUCUUGAUCAGGCUGGCCAUUGGCCUGGCGAGCUUGAUGGCCGGGUUCUGGGCUGGUUACUACAUGAUUCUGAGGGACAGGUCAAGGGCUACUCGCUGCUGGCUUAUCCUCCCCUUUACAAUCGGUUGCUACUUCCUCGUCUCCUAUCAAUACAAGCUCGACAUCGUCGCUGCUUACCUGGGAUUUAGUGAAUACACAUGGAUGAACUGGUCGCGCGUCAGAGAACCGUUUGUGCGUCGACUACUUUUGACACGAGCGACCAUUGCAUUCUUGAUGUUUGCUGCGGCGGCGGUGGCGUUGAGUGUCUUAUUUAUAUUUGUGCCGGGUACGAGGUUCUAGGUGUUGGUGGAAAUGUGAUGAGUUCGGAGUGACGCAAAUGACUAUGGUUGGUUCGGCGUUCAAUGUGCUUGAAGAGUGGCCGGGAUCUGAGCGUGGUGGGAUGUUCAAUGCUUCAAGUCCAGCGAAGCAGUGAACGAGCAAGGUCGGUUAUGUUUUGCUAUGGGGAACAUAAGGCGUUGUCGGAGUCGGCCAUGAUGAACGGGCAACAUGCAGCCAUCGAUCUAACUGCAACAACCGAUGAAAAAUGCACAAAGGCUGGAAGAUACAGUGAUUGCAGAAACAGCAAAACGCCUCGACAGGUACGACAUCUCGCAACACAACGUCCAAGCUGAGGCUGCAGAUCAACAACAGGAAAGACACAUGGAGCUUGGAUAUGUAUGCUGUUAGCUAUGCACCAACUGGACACAUGAGCCGUUCAUAUGCCCAAAUGUUUCACACGUUGAGUUGAUUGAACCUGGUCCUAGC